Rhopilema esculentum is the source of this 2517-nucleotide messenger RNA. Its product is annotated as ribosome biogenesis protein WDR12 homolog. Gene Ontology annotation, biological process: ribosome biogenesis. The record is from RefSeq and is a predicted model, not a curated record. Lineage: Eukaryota; Metazoa; Cnidaria; Scyphozoa; Rhizostomeae; Rhizostomatidae. Gene Ontology annotation, molecular function: protein binding.
AUAAUUCAUGAAUUCAUGACACGGGAACUCGUCAUGGAAGCGAGGUUGAUAGGAUGCACGCUGCCUCAGUUCUAUUUAUCAAAAAUGGCUACUGGAGGUGAUAUAAAAUAUUUUCAAGCAAGGUUUUCCUGUGCAGACGAGAAAUAUGCUGUCUCCAAAGCACCAUUUUCAUUACCUGGUACAGUUGGAAGUCCUGAACUCAAUUCUUUGAUAAAUGGAAUGCUAAAGCAAGGAGAAGAUGGUAUUAACUUUGAUUUUCUUAUCAAUGGAACACUAUUAAGAUCAACUUUGAUAGAAUUAGUGGAAAAGCAUGGAGUGUCCACUGAAAGUGUCAUAGAGAUUGAAUAUGUGCUAAAGAGCGAAGCACCAAACCUUAAAUGCUCUAUUCUUCAUGAUGAUUGGGUGAGCUGUAUUGAUAUGACUUUUAAAAGAAUAUUAAGUGGCAGCUAUGACUAUUUAGCAAGGAUCUGGAAUAUGAAAGGUGAGCUGGAGAAAGAAUUGAAAGGACACACAGCAGCUGUUAAAGGAGUUUGCUGGGGAAGAACAGAUGGGGAGAAUUCUACAAUACUUACAUCUUCUCAAGAUCAAACAAUUAGAAUCUGGGAGUGGUCGGAAGGUGGUGACUCUUGCGAAUGCAUUCACGUGUGCAAAGGACAUGCGGGAAGCGUCGACUGCAUUGGAUUUUCACCGGAAAGGCAAAAGUUUUGUAGUGGAUCUUGGGACAAAAUGAUCAAAAUCUGGUCCGCAGUGCCUGACAAAGAGGCCUCAGAUGAAAUAGAUCCAGAACGAGAUGAAGAUCGGAAAAGGAUCAAAGCUGAACCGUCAAGGCGAAAAGCAACAACUAGGACGCCGCUUCAAACCAUGUCUGGUCACACUGAAGCAGUCUCCUCAAUACAAUGGGUUGAUGCUACAGAUAUUAUCAGUAGUGGCUGGGACCACUGCAUUAGAGUUUGGGAUGUCCAAACUGGUAUCAAUAAAAAUAGUUUGCCUGGGAAAAAAGUAAUUACUAGCAUAUCACAUUCCAAUUUGUCUGGACUUAUUGCUUCUGGAAGUACAGAUAAUUACGUCCGAUUAUGGGAUCCGAAAUCCGAAGAUGGAAUGAUAGUGAAAUCUACACUUUCGUCCCACCAAGGCUGGGUCUCCUCUGUCUGUUGGUCACCAACAAGCCAAUAUGAGUUGUUAUCUGGCGCAUACGAUUCCAAGGUGAAGGUCUGGGACAUACGAAGCACCCAGUCUUGCUUGCACACGCUGGAAUGUCACCAAGAUAAAGUUAUGUGCGUUGCUUGGAAAGAGCCUGAGGUACUUCUCAGUGGUGGAGCAGAUAACCAAUUAGCUGUUCAUAUGUACAACAAAGGAGGCACUACGUCCAAAGAAGAAUAGUUCUGCCUUCAGAUGUUAUUUUGCAUUUGAGAAAGAUGCAUCGGAGAAGAUAUCUACCUUGUUUGUUUUGCUCGGUGAGGAUGUGGUCGCCAUUUGUUUGAACAUAGCGGUUGACGGUUGAUCAACAAACAAUAGGAAAAAUCUCUGAUGGACACGCACUUGUUGUUGGCGAUCAAUGAAAGAUUUAUAGAUGCAUAUGUCAUAAUGUUACAUAUAUUUUGAAAAUUGAUGCUCACAGAUGCUUAGUUAGGUUUUAUUAUUGAAAUUUGUUCCUCGUAACUGGAUGCAAAUAAUUGAAUCUAAUCUUCCCAAAGUUUUUUAGCCGUGUACAAUUAAGUAUCGCAUGUUCUGCAGCCACUUGCAACUGUACUGAAUAUGUAACGGGCUGAUAUCGCGUCCUGUAUUGAUGUUCUAUGUAUUGUGGGAGAGCCUGAAUGAUGUUCUAUGUAGCAAGAUGAUUAAACUGAAUGAGCAGUGUCCUCCUUGGAUAUUAUCUGAGCCUAUUUGGGCAGAGCUGUUGAUAAACAUCUGCACGCAAAGAACAAUAGGCGAAUGAUAAGCAAUCUUAAUAAGUCUUAAUUACAUGUCAAGUAAUGUAGAGUCAUGUCAGACAUUAGUAUUACUGUCCAGUGAUGGAUAGUUAUUCAAAUGUCUAAAGUGUGUGGAGGAAAUGCGGAAGACCCUAAUUCACUUAAAACUGUAUCUUUUUCGGCAUCUAUAAAGAUAUAUCUGGGUCACAUAUCCUCUAUAAGCAUAUUUAGGCCCAGGGCAACCGCCUUACUUUCCUACAGAAUAUACACGUUCUUAUAGAUCAAUUCGAAGUUUAGUUUACAAAAUGCAGGUAACUCAGGUCCUAAUACGAUAGAUAGUUUUAUCUAGCUGAUAGAAAUGGCUGUUGCAUGCUAUCAAUGUUACGCUUUUUUUUAAAAAAAUUUGCUUAGCUCAAAAUCGCAUCAUUGAGUUCGGGCCCCUUGAAUGAAUUUUCUUGUGUUCAGUAUCGUCAUUUUUUCCUGAAAAAGUAUCUAUUUAAAUAACGCUUGCUAUCUGGAAAGUUUUUUUGUUUAAUUUUUGGGUUAAGCUAUCUUACCCAGCUUUAGAUUUCUUCUGUGAUUUUGAUGAUCUUCUUUCUUACUAUUA